AUUUGGCUUAUUCCAUAAUUCUGAAAGCGGAUAUGACCAUGUGAGGACGAGGUGGUGUUAUAUUUGAGUGUUCGUCCGUUUCCGUAGUUGUACACUCUGAGAGCAUGGUCCACACGAUGUAUGAGGCUGAGAAGGAGAAUUUUCUAGUCGAUCUAAAGUAGAUUUGAUCUAAAAAAAAAGUCGGUCCAAGAAGAAGAAGCUGUGCUUCACAUUAUUUCUAUUGAGAGCGACGUGAUGUGAGUUCUAUCUCUUCUGGUACUCCUACUCUUCAUCUACUUCUUCUGUGCAGUUUAUUACUAAGUCUGUUGAGUAGAGCAGUUCUGUUCCUGUUGAGAGUCGUCCCACUGUUUGAGGACCUCUUUAGGCCGUGUGAUCCAAUCUCUGUACUAGCUAGCGAGAGCGAUGCUGGUAGAUAUGUUGAUAUGUUCAUGUUGUACCUCUGCUGAACUUACUCACAGCACAGAAAUUUAAGAAGCAAGCGGUUUUCCGACGACCCCUGACUUUUCUCUUUUCUUGGUAGUGUUGCAACAUCUUCUGAUCAACAAUUCACGUCCAUUUAAUAUUUCGAAAAACAACAAGUUCAAGUGUAGUGCUCCUUGUUUCUUCCAUCUCAGAUUUGAUCUAUCAUCUUCACGACAUUGCUUGAUCACAUUGAUCUAUUAGAUCAACAGACUUCCAACCUUAGACAAAAUGGGUGGUGAAUCACAGAGCAUCGGUGAAAAAAUGGCCGCUUUGCGGAAGACGUCUAUCGUGCUUGGCGAAGCGCCGUGGGAUUUGAAAUCUCGUGAAAACCGAAAGACGAAUUGGGUACAACGCUUGAGAAAUAAAUAACCUCUUUUUAGGAUGAGAGAACAGAAAGGAAGACUUGAGCUUCAACUCAAGAAGUAGAUUAAUGACUUACUAAUGAAAGCGCCUACAAUCUAAACAAUUCGUCACUCUUCUCAUAAUAGGUUGCAGGUCGUGUCAAGACUUCUUUAGAAUGAAAUAACACGAUAAGUUAAAGUUGUCAGAAGCUCCUUACAGUGCAUGAUAUAAGUACACUAUUUUGGUUAAGUAAUCAAAGAUGAAAGUGAAUAGAACAUGUUGCAUUUUCACUUUUUGGUUUCGAUAUCCAUGAUGCUUUUGUUCAAAAAUAAAAAAAAAACAGACUCAAGCAAUGACGCCUUCGAGACAGGUUGCAGAGACAUCUGCUGCAGCCAUGCCCCCAAAAUACACGACUCAAAAGGUUGAGAGCGAAAUGAAGGCGCGCUACCAGGUGCCAGGGUUCGUACAGCCGAAGGCUUAAGCUGCAGGAAAGUAGAAUGAGGGGGCUUAAGGAUUUUUAGACGAUCGUAAAGAAUAUGGAAGUAGAUCUCGAUACACAUACUCCAAUAAUCAUGAUUCCUUACAUAUAUUAAAAUGAACAUUGAACCAAGUGACUUGACCUUACUUCUCGUAACAGUUCGAAAUAUUAUGAUUUUAAGAAAAAAAUAGAGAUAGACGACAUCAUAUAGCUACCGCUAUAAUCAUGUUCUUGUAAAAAGAUUUGUAACUACGCUGACAAAGCAGAUGGUAACGCAGCACCUGCACAUUCAUACUCCCUUGAUAUAUAAAGAUAUCCGACAUCGGAAUAAUAUUCAUGAUAAUUAGAGAAGGGCAAGAGCUUGACAUUAGAUGUAGUUGUAGAAGUUGUGAACACAGGAAAAGGUCAUGCAGACAACUAGCAUCACUGUCCAAUUAUUCUGAAUAACACUUCACCAGCUGACAACAGACGAGAAAACAAGUUGUAGUAGGAGGGGACGAGGAGUCCUCUUCGGCUUCACGGCAAU
Molecule: messenger RNA, 1808 nt
Organism: Amoebophrya sp. A25
Lineage: Eukaryota; Dinophyceae; Syndiniales; Amoebophryaceae
Source: the annotation of a GenBank genome assembly